UAUAUUUUAUCGAUAAGUCCGAAAAGAAGAGAAGAAACUGGUAGCUGUUCGCGAUUUAAUUAAUUUCAAGCUAAAUUAUAGUAUUAAAAAUAGUAACUUACUAAGUGAAAGUGAGCGGGAAUCGUGUGAAAUGCAUAUGAAUAUCAAAGAGAAUAUAAAUCAGUGCGGAAUCAGGCAAAAAUGUUGAAGUGAAAAUUCCGCAAGAGAGGCGUCGUCCCACCAAAAGAAAAACACAACACAGCAGCGAAGACAGCGUAAUAGGAAAGUGUGGAAAAUAACAAAAGGAAAAGCGCGUGGAGCGAGAGACAGAGUGUCGGAGAGUGUGAGAGAGAGCAAAGUGAAGUGCCAAGUGCAACGGAGACUGGGCGUCGGACAGCCAGCCGGAGUGUCAUCCGUUUUGCCCGCCGCGCAGAGAAAAUUUCGUAGACUCGGGUUGUUGCACCGUCAUCUCCCCUCAUCUGCUGUAGCAGCAGCUGCAGCAGCAGCACCACCAGUCGCCGCCGCCAGCAACAGCAGCAGCGUAUAGCCGUCAGCAUGGAUGCCGCCGAAUCACAGGAAAUACGACAGGCUCGUCAACGUGCUUCCGUCAAGUGGCUGCUCUCGAAGGCCUUCAACAAUCGUGUGCCGGACAACCUGAAGGAGCCCUUCUAUCGCGACCAUGAGAAUCAGGAGCGCCUCAAGCCCCAGAUCAUUGUGGAGCUGGGCAACGCCACGCUGUACUGCCAGACGUUGUCCAAUCUGUACUCAGAUCCCAACUACCAAAGCUUGAAUCACUGGUCAAUAAUACAGACGCUAGCGCGCAAGGGUGUCCCGGUGGCCGAGUCCUCGGACAUGCCCAUUACCGAAACGGUAUUAAUUCAAACGAAUCCGUUGCGAAUUAACGCCCACAUGUCUGUGAUAGAAUCGCUGAUGGUUUUGUAUGCCAAGGAGAUAUCAUCGGGUGACCGCAUCAUGUCGGCCAUCAGAAGAAUAUCUGGCAGCAAUUACCAGACGCCUCCUGGCCAAACGUAUGAGCAAGCUCUGCUGGCUUGGAUUUCGCAUGCCUGCGCGGCUCUGAAGAAGCGCAUCAUCAAGGAGGUGGAGACAGGGCUGCCCGAUGAGAAUGGCACGCGUCUGCAGACGCCGGACAUACCGCCAGUGAGGGACUUCCAGGAUCUGUGCGAUGGCAUCUGCCUGGCGCUGCUCAUCGCCUACUACUGCCCCAAGGUGGUGCCCUGGACGAUGGUGCGCAUCAACUAUCUGCCGGCUGUCGAGGACUCCAUACACAAUAUCCUGCUCGUGAGCAAUUUCUCACAGAAGCAUCUGCCAUAUGGCGUCUUCCACAUGACGCCCGAGGAUGUGACCUUCAUGAGGGGAUCGAUGAAACUGAAUCUGGUACUGCUGCUCACGGAUCUGUUCAAUCUGUUCGAGAUACAUCCGGCGAAGUGUGUCUGCUACCCGGGCAUGGAUGGUCAGGAUGUCAUCGCCCGGCGCACCUUGGGCGCCAAUGAGCACGGAAUCUGCCACCGACGGGGCCUCACAAUGCAGCCCGUUAUGCCCAUACCCGAUCUCCGCAGCGAUCUCGACCAGCCGCCCGUUGGCUCGCCCUCGAAUCGGCCGCCAUUUCAAGUUCCGCAUUCGAAUUCAUUCAGCGGCGGCUUAAAUCGCAGAUCCACCCCGCCAAACGAACACCAACAACAGCAACAACAACACCAACAGGCGGUUGUUCAAGCAAAUUCGAAUCAUUUCGAUGGUAAUCAAGGCGAAGCCUUCGUCGUGCACAAGUCGCGUGGCAUCACCACACUCUCAUCCAUGCACUCGCAGCAGCAGCAGCAACACCACCACCAACAGCAACAUCAGCAACAGCAACAGUUCCACCAGCAGCAGCAGUCGCAGCUACAGCAACAGCUACAGCAGCAACAGCAGCAGCAGCAGCAGCAGCAGCAGGAGCCCUUGGUUCCGGCUCGCUUGCGUCAGGCUAAAGAAAAGACCAAUGUCGAGUCCAAGGCGGAUGAGAGAGGCGAUUUUGUCGCUGCGGGUCGACCAAGUAACUGGGAACAGAGCCGUCGGCCAAGCUUUGCAGGGCGCCGCUCGCGCAGGAACUCCUCCAGCGAGGACUCCCAGCUGACCAUCGAGAACUUUGGCGGCUCCCAGGAUCAGCUGAACACGCUGGGAGGCAGAUUCGAUCGGGAUCGCGAACGGGACCGAGACAGGGACAGGGAGCGGAAGUUGUCCAACACCAGCAUAGCUGAACCCGCUGUGGCCGUGCGCUCCUCCAUUGCCGAUGCCCGGGGCACGCUGCAGCUUGGCUACGACACGGAUUCGGGCUCGGAGAAGCAGGACCGCGAGACGGAGAAGUAUUCAAUGCGUCGGCAGGCGAGUGUCGACAAUGUGCCCACGGUGUCGGCUCACAAUCUAUCGAAUGCGAGCAGCCCCUUGCCACAGGCACGGAACAAGCAACAUUCCAGCGACAAAGACUACAGCCACAGCGUGGCGGACACCUACAACGAUGCCCGCUCCAGUGCCUACGAUCCGGAGAGCACACCAGUGCGCAAGUCCUCCACCAGCAGCAUGCCAGCGAGCCCCGCAGCCUGGCAGCUGGACGUGGGCGAUGAGGACAUGCGCUCGCUGGAGAACGCCAGCAAGCUGUCCACCAUACGCAUGAAGCUGGAGGAGAAGCGUCGUCGCAUUGAGCAGGACAAGCGGAAGAUCGAAAUGGCCCUGCUCAGGCACCAGGAGAAGGAGGAUCUCGAAUCUUGUCCGGAGGUUAUGAAGUGGGAGACCAUGAGUAAUGAAUCGAAGCGCACGCCGGACAUGGAUCCCGUUGACUUGGACAAGUACCAGGUGGGUGAGCAAAGCAUCGCCAUCAUGAACAUGAAUCUGCAGGAUAUCCAGCAGGAUAUCCACCGCCUGGCCACGCAGCAGAGCCAGAUGCAGGCCCAGCACCUGCAGGCGCAGCAGCUCCUGCAGGCCCAGCAAAUAGCCAAUAUGCUGAACCAGCAGCAACAGACGUAUGGGUCGCAGCAGCACCUGUCUGACCACCACUACCAGCAGCAGCAGAGACCCAUGCAGCAAAGCUUUGGCUCAUCGCCGCAUCUUCCGCAGGCCUACAAUGCCCCAGUCAGUGCGUACAGCUCCCGUCCGCCCAGCCGCGAUCCCUACCAGCAGCAACAACAUCAGCAGCAACACCAGCAGCAGCAGCAGCAGCCCAUGGCCAUGCCCCAGCCGAUGCAGUUCGUCAAUGAGCACGGCCAGUACAUGUCGCCGCCGCAGCCCUCCCACUACCAGCCGCAGAGCAUCUACAGCGACAACGGAGCGCCCUACAACAACCACUCGCCGCACUACGGAGCGGCUGCUCCUCCGCAGUACAGGAGCAGUGUGGUCUUCGAUGACUAUGGCCAGCCCACGAACCACUUCUACCUGCAUGAGUCCUCGCCACAGGCACAGCCACAGGUCCAUCCCCAGCGCCGCACCUGGGCGCACUCAGCAGCAGCCGCCGCCUACGAGCAGCAGCAGCAGAUACAGCAGCCGAUGGUGGAUGUGAAUGCGUGGCAGUCACAGCAGCAGCAGCAACAGCACCACCAGCAGCAGAAGAAGGCCCAGCAGCCCUGGAUGAACAGGCCUCCCUCCAGCGCGGGAGGAGCGGCCCAGGGCAGCUUUAUGCUGCACCAGAACGGGGGAGGAGGUGGUGGCGGCGGCGGAGGCGAGCUCCAGCAUCUGUUCCAGGUGCAGGCCUCGCCGCAGCACUCGCAGCGCCAGUUGGGUGGGGGGGCCAACGGGGUGCAGAGACAGCAAUCACUGACCAAUCUGCGCGACAAUCGCUCGCCCAAGUCCCAGCACCAGCCGCAGACCAUGGGUAUGGCCAUGCAGCAGGAGGACAUGAUGGCACCGCAGAGCAUUUGCUUCAUUGGCGACGAGGAGGAUGUGGACGAGGUGGAGCGCAACAUCAUCGAGUCCAUGCAGGCCACACGCAUCUCGGACUUUGUGCUUCAGCAGCAGCAGCAACAGCAACAUCACCAGCAGCAACUGCAACUGCAGCAGCAGCAGCAGCGUCUGCAAGGCGGAAGGGGCAGUAGUUCGGAGGACUACGACAGCGGCGAGAUGAUUUCCAACAAGCUGAACAUCACCAGCGGCAAUCUCACCUACCGCAUACCCUCGCCCUCGCGCCCCUCCAUUCAGGCCAACAGUUUCCAGGACCCGCGCGAUUGCGAGGAUCAGCCGGCUGAGAAGGGCUUCUACAUCUCCUUCGACGACGACCAGCCCAAGCGGCCCAAGCCGCCGCUGCGCGCCAAGCGCUCGCCCAAGAAGGAGGCCCUUCCGUUGGGCGACAGCAGCAGCAGCAGCCGCGACAGGGACAGGGACAGCGUGGACCACCAGACUCUGCUCAAACGGGAGUCCCUAAGUCAACUGCACAACAACAAUAACAACAACGGCAGCGAGGACGGCCACAAGUCAGCAGGGGCCAACAGGCACAGCAUCCACGGCCUCAACCACUCCAACAGUGUCAAAUCGCCCGGCAAUGCCACCUACAACAAGUACACGGACGAGGCGCCCAUCCAACUACGCCAUCUGGCCGUAUCGGGCUCGGAUCCAUUUGGCCACGAGCCACACCCACACCCACAGCCCAUGCAGCAGCAGCCCAUGUCACCCACGCGAAUCCAGCAGAGCAACAACAGUGCCGAGGCGGCCAAGAACAAGGCGCUGGUGAUUGGAGCCGACGCCACCAACCUAGAUCCGGAGUCUGUGGAUGAAAUGGAGCGACGAAAAGAGAAGAUCAUGCUGCUGUCCCUGCAGCGGCGUCAGCAGCAGGAGGAGGCCAAGGCACGCAAGGAGAUCGAGGCCUCGCAGAAGCGGGAAAAGGAGCGGGAGAAGGAGGAGGAGCGCGCACGCAAGAAGGAGGAUCAAAUGGCGCGACGAGCGGCCAUAUUGGAACAGCAUAGACUCAAGAAAGCCAUCGAAGAGGCCGAACGAGAGGGCAAAACCCUGGAUCGGCCCGAUCUGCAUGUGAAACUGCAACCCCAGUCAUCUAGUGCAACGAAUCCGCGACUCCGGCAGCAGCGCACGACACGUCCCAGGCCCAAGACCAUUCAUGUGGACGAUGCCAGUGUGGACAUCAGUGAGGCUUCGAGCAUCUCUAGUCGGGGCAAGAAGGGCUCCAGCUCGAAUCUAACCGGCUACGGUCAACUAAGCUCAAAUUCAAUGAAAAGAGAUUAUUACAGGGGCUCGCAAGACUCCCUCACAGUGAAAGAGUCACCCGAUGAUUAUCCCAGUACAAGUUCAACUCCGAUUGGGCGACGGGGAUCCUAUAAAACUUCCAGAGAGCCAGCAGCCGUCGAGCGGGGCCGCACUCUGUCGCGUAUCUCCGUCGCUAAGGGGAGCACACUUAAUUUCCGGGGCCGAAAGUCCAAUUCGCUAAUGAAUCUGUGCGACACAGAUUCGGGACUGGGACGCGCCACACCGCCGAGGCGCGCACCCUCGCCUGGAAUGGGCGCUUCAGGUAGGCAUAUGCCAUCCCCCUCUGGACCGGGCUCUUUGCCGCCAGGUUUGAUAUCGAAACGUCGCGGAUUUGAUGAUGGAUCCAGCGAUUUCUCAUUAACUCCGAAUUUUAACAUGGAAUAUUCGGGUCCAAAACUCUACAAGCAACCAGCGGCCAAAUCCAAUCGCGGCAUUAUACUGAAUGCCGUCGAAUACUGCGUCUUUCCGGGCGCCGUGAACCGUGAGGCCAAACAGAAAGUGCUCGAGAAGAUAGCACGCUCGGAGGCGAAACACUUCCUAGUACUCUUCCGCGAUGCGGGCUGCCAGUUCCGCGCCCUCUACAGCUACAUGCCCGAGUCCGGGGACCAGGUGACCAAGCUGUACGGCACCGGACCUAGUCAAGUCGACGAAGUCAUGUUCGAUAAGUUCUUCAAAUACAACUCAGGGGGCAAGUGCUUCUCGCAAGUGCACACCAAGCAUCUGACCGUCACCAUCGACGCCUUCACAAUACACAACUCGCUCUGGCAGGGUAAGCGGGUGCAGUUGCCCAGCAAAAAGGACAUGGCGCUUGUUAUCUAAGUGCAACGUAGCGGAGCGGAGCGGAGUCCGGGCCAGUGGGCGCUUGGCGCUGUUUGGCCGGAACAAAAACUAUUCUACGACAUUGCGCAUUAAGACAUCUAUGGAAACAUUACGAACCAUAACUCGAACCAACCAUGAGUUCUUUCCAUAGCUCACGGAGGGACUUAUGGGCUAGGGUUAUGGUAUAGGGGGUGGGACUCUGGGACGUGGGCACUCGGCUUAAACCACUAAUAGCACAUGCUUGAGAAACGAGAAAUUUGAAUUUACAGAAAAUUUUGUAGAGAGUAAACGAUGCGAUUGAAUAUUUAUUUUCAAUAUAAAAGCAUAUAUAUCCGCCUAAGAAUUUAAGCAACAAAAAUGUAAUGGGCAAAAAGCAGACAACACAAAAUGCCAAAAGAAUGUAAUGAAGCCCCUUGAAUAAUUGUAUUUUUGUUAGUUUUCGUGCAGGAUUCAGCAUGUCAUGUGAGCGUCCUCGGCUGAAGUGUAGCUAGAGGGGAAAAGGGAAGAACAAAUGUAGAAAAUCACUUUUUAUUAAUUUGUUUUAUUAUUUUAUAUUGUUAUGAAGUUAAUCAUGUGAAAUUUUUCAUGGCCUUGGGCGGUCGGAAGCUGAAUUGUGUAAAAUGAGGCCGCUGCCAAAGUCGAAUCUAAUUUUAAUGCCACUAGCUAUUUAUUUUAACACUAAUUAAUAAUUACUUUUUAUGCGUAUUUAAAAAGGAAUAAUAAUGCAACUAAUAUUUAAAGAUA
This is a messenger RNA of Drosophila miranda, 6777 nucleotides long. Its product is annotated as patronin. Gene Ontology annotation, molecular function: microtubule minus-end binding; calmodulin binding; spectrin binding. Gene Ontology annotation, biological process: negative regulation of microtubule depolymerization; cytoplasmic microtubule organization; neuron projection development. NCBI's taxonomy places the organism in Eukaryota, Metazoa, Arthropoda, Insecta, Diptera, Drosophilidae. Gene Ontology annotation, cellular component: microtubule minus-end. The coding region runs from base 535 to 6033 and encodes 1832 amino acids. The transcript is spliced from 25 exons. The record is from RefSeq and is a predicted model, not a curated record.